Messenger RNA from Paramecium primaurelia, 996 nucleotides. NCBI's taxonomy places the organism in Eukaryota, Ciliophora, Oligohymenophorea, Peniculida, Parameciidae. The record is from the annotation of a GenBank genome assembly.
AUGUCAGAUGAUGAUGUUGAGAUUAUUCAUUCAAGUCAAUCUGUAGAUAGUUUGCCACAAUAAUUCCUUAACAGUCAAAUUAUUCCCAACCUUUAAUCUGAUAAUCAAGUAAUUCGUUUUCUAAAUUUUAGAAACUCCAACAAAGUAAUAAAUCUUUAGAGAUGGAGAUCAAAUAAUAUAAAUAAUUAUUAGAGUAAACCUUAGAAACUCUACGAUAAUCUGAAAGAGAUCAAAAUACAUUAAGUAUUAUAAAUAUUCAUCUUAAUUAUUAGAACUUUAACUUUCCUAAAAGGAUUUCUAACUUUAUGCAAUAUAAGCUAAUGUAGAAGAACGUUAAAAAAGUGGAAAAAUAGAAUCUAAUUAAAAAUUAAAGGAUAGCAAUUCUAGUAUAAUACUGUAAAUUAUAAUAGACCGAGAUUCAUUUGGGAAUAAAUAAACAAAUGUUUCAUCUAUUGGUGGUUUUUUAUCAUCAACUUAAAGUCCUCGUUGUUAAUGUGAUGGAGUAAUUAACUUCAUUAAUUUUUUAGUUUAAUUCUAGAGGGUAAACACUUAUUGAAACUUUGAAGAAAAUACAAUUUUCAUUAAAAUUAAAUGAAUAAACUACUUAUUCUUAAGAUCUUACAAAAAUAUUGUAAGAAUUUGAAGACAAUUUAAAAUAGUUUUUAACUCUUCAUGAAUAAUUUGCAAUUGAAGUAUUUUUCAAUUCUAAAAUAGAUUCAUAGAAAUAGAAUAGAUUAAAUAGAAAAACAAUCAUAAAUUAAAUAAGAAUCCUCUCAUUCUAUGAGUGAUCAUUUUCAUUCUUUGGAAGAUUAAAAUACAAAUUAAAAUCAAAAUCAAUAAAUAUUGAAUAAUGAUGAACUUGACACCAGCCAAUUCGAAAGUGAAUAACAUAUCAAAUUGUAAUUUGAAUGUUUCGAAAUGUCAUUGGCAAAAUUGAAUGAGGAGGAAAAACAAUAAUGGAAAUAAAAAUUACUAUAAUUAAUUAACACUCUUUGA